Penicillium cosmopolitanum is the source of this 1065-nucleotide messenger RNA. RefSeq names its product class-II fumarase/aspartase family protein. The transcript is spliced from 2 exons. The record is from RefSeq and is a predicted model, not a curated record. Gene Ontology annotation, molecular function: catalytic activity. The coding region runs from base 1 to 1065 and encodes 354 amino acids. Lineage: Eukaryota; Fungi; Ascomycota; Eurotiomycetes; Eurotiales; Aspergillaceae.
AUGUCCGUCUCCGCUCUCGACUCGCGUGUGUUCCGCAAUUUGUUCGGAACACAAGAAAUACGUGAUAUCUUCACAGACGAUGCAUACGUCAAAUGUUUAAUUGAGGUUGAGGCAGCUCUCGCACGCGCUCAAUCAAAGAUCGGCGUUAUUCCAUCGGAAGCGGGAGAUUCGAUCACGAAAUCAUUUUCCAACCUUCAACUUGAUGUUCUUCGUCAUAUUGAAAGGCUUGAAGAAAUGAAGCGGAGAUGUUUGCUGGUGCAAUUUGGAGGAGCAGCUGGAACUGUGGCCUCGCUGGGCUCCGACGACACAGGCCUCAGAGUUCGCGAACAGCUCGCUAUCGAACUGGGCCUGCAAAACCCAGCCAUCACAUGGCAUGUCGCAAGAGACAAUGUGGCCGAGAUCACCAAUUUCCUAGCCCUGGUCGGUGGAACCUUGGGAAAGAUCGCGUUGGAUCUCAUGAUUAUGUCCUCGAACGAAUUUGACGAAGUGUCUGAGCCAUUUGUCCCUCACCGCGGUGCUUCAUCGACCAUGCCGCAGAAGCGGAAUCCCAUCUCCUCCGAGGUUAUUCUCGCUGCUUCUAAGAUUCUCCGGGCCAAUGCGUCGUUAGGGUUGGACGCGAUGAUCACUGACUUUGAGCGAGCGUCUGGACCAUGGCAUCUUGAAUGGGUGGCGGUUCCAGAUGCGUUUGUUACUGCAGUAGGUGCCCUCCAUCAGACGAACUUUGCUCUGGAUGGAUUGGUUGUGAAAGUGGACUCUAUGGAGCGUAACCUGCACUCAACAAAGGGAUUGAUUGUGGGCGAGGCGGUCAUGAUGGCUCUUGCACCUCAUAUUGGACGUCAAAAGGCACACGACGAGGUGUAUGAAGCUUGCAAAGCUGCUAUUGAGAACAACCGAUCUCUACUUGAGGUGUUGAAAGAAUCUACAGUAAUGACGAGUAUUUUCACCGCGGAUCAAUUGACGGGACUAUGCGAUCCUACUCAAUAUAUGGGAGCCAGCCAGCUGAUGGUUGACGAGAUGGUGAAACGGUCUAAUUUGACGCUGCCAAGGGGGGAUCUCCACGCUUAA